Molecule: messenger RNA, 1354 nt
Organism: Nilaparvata lugens (brown planthopper)
Lineage: Eukaryota; Metazoa; Arthropoda; Insecta; Hemiptera; Delphacidae
Gene: MED6
Product: mediator of RNA polymerase II transcription subunit 6
Exons: 7
Coding region: 366-1061 (231 amino acids)
Biological process (GO): regulation of transcription by RNA polymerase II
Cellular component (GO): core mediator complex; mediator complex
Molecular function (GO): transcription coactivator activity
Source: RefSeq, a predicted model, not a curated record
GAUUUAAAACAGCUGACUGUUUUCAAGAUGUCUUCCGUCAGCUUGUUUAUUAUUUAGGUUAUGUUUUAUGUUAUAAAGCAUUAAUGCUUAAUAUUUACGAUUGUGUAUAACAAUUACAAUAUCUCAUUAAUUUAUUGUUGUAAUACGGUAUUACGGUUGAUUUUAUUGUAAUUCACAAGGAGUUCGUUUUUAUCAAUCAGCAAGGUCUUUCUGGACUUGGGUUGUUUUUGCAAUCAACGAUUCAUUAGUAAAUAUUAGUCUACAAUCUGACUAGUUAUUGAAGAACGUGAGGAAUUAACACAACUGGACUUGCAUUAAAAGAAUUCUUUUUAUUUUUAAGUGCGGACCAACUUUUCAAAAUUACAAUGAUGCCGGGUCGAGUUCCCAUCUUACCAGAAAACCCUUUGGGCCUUUCGUGGCAUGACAGCAACUGGAUUCCAAUACUAAACACUUCAAACGUGAUGGAAUAUUUCUCAGAGAGGAGUAAUCCAUUUUAUGAUCGCACUUGUAAUAAUGAAAUUGUAAAGAUGCAGCGUUUGAGCCUUGAUCAGUUGAAUAAUAUGACAGGACUUGAGUACAUCUUACUUCAUGUUCAAGAACCUAUUCUGUACGUGAUAAGAAAGCAGCAUCGACACACAGUCAAUCACACCAUAGCUCUUGCCGACUACUAUAUUAUUGCUGGUGUCAUCUAUCAAGCCCCUGAUCUUGCAUCCAUCUUGAACUCAAGAUUACUGUCAACAAUCCACCACUUGCAAUCGGCUUUCGAGGAGUCGAUGUCGUACUCGAAAUACCAUCCGAGCAAGGGCUACUCGUGGGACCUGAAAGUGCCCGAUAAGCCCAAGAAAGAGACUCAGCGUGAAGAGCCCAGCUCACUCUUUCAACGGCAGAGAGUCGACAUGCUGUUGGCCGAACUCACUAACAAGUUUCCUCUGCCUCCUCUGCCUCCUCCACCUCCUGCUAAGCAACCUGCUCAACAGCAAGAUAUAAAGCAAGAGCCCAAACUGGAGAAGACAAAUGACUGUAUGAAGCCUCCACCUGAGAAGAAACCCAGACUGAGCUGAACUUCCAAUAUAAAAUGGUUUGGUCAUAAUUGAAUUAAUUCUCUCUUACAACCUCCGUAAUAGUGGUGAUGUUAGAAAAGAGUGAACCCAUAAACCGAACUAAUUCCAAGUUUAUGUGAAUGGUGAUAGUAUAAUUAUAAUUUAUGGAAGUAAUGAUACUGAAGAAGCUACAAAGCUGAUUUAUUUAUUUAUAGAAUUUUAUUUCAAACAAGGAAUCUUCAAUAUUGUGGGACUAUAUCAUAAUGUUUGUGAUUACACGGUUCUCUUGUAAAUAAAAUAACUUAUACCAAUUA